CCUCGAUGUCGUCAAGAUCCGCCUCCAAUUGCAAAUCCACUCCCUCUCCGACCCAACCUCACAUCAUAAUGUCAAAGGUCCGGUUUACAAGGGCACGCUGUCGACGAUGCGGUCGAUUGUGCGCCAGGAAGGCAUAACCGUACGUGUCCCGGCUCGUGGAAACGCUGCGCCGACGCUGAACGCUGAAACCACAACCCACAGGGCCUCUGGAAAGGCAACGUCCCCGCAGAACUGAUGUACGUAUGCUACGGCGCCGCGCAAUUCACCACCUACCGCACAACCACGCAAGCGCUGGCCCAACUCGAUCCCUACCGGUUACCUCCGCCCGCUGAGUCCUUCGUCGCUGGGGCCUUCGCCGGCGGCUGCGCCACGGCGGCGACCUACCCGCUUGAUUUGCUUCGGACGCGAUUCGCCGCGCAGGGCACGGAACGGGUGUAUCGGUCGCUGCUGGGGUCGGUGCGGGACAUCGCGCGCAAGGAAGGACACCGGGGGUUCUUCCGCGGGUGCAGUGCCGCGGUGGGCCAGAUCGUGCCGUACAUGGGCUUGUUCUUCGCGACGUACGAGUCGCUGAGGCCGUCGCUGUCCGGGCUGCAUGAUUUGCCGUUCGGGUCGGGCGAUGCCGUCGCGGGGGUCGUGUCGAGCGUGCUGGCGAAGACGGGCGUGUUUCCGUUGGAUCUGGUAAGGAAGCGGCUGCAGGUGCAGGGCCCGACGCGCUCCUUGUACGUUCAUCGCAAUAUCCCGGAGUAUCGGGGCGUGUUCCAUACGAUUGCGAUGAUUGUGCGAACGCAGGGCGUUCGCGGUCUCUAUCGCGGCUUGACCGUUAGCCUGUUUAAGGCGGCGCCAGCCAGCGCGGUGACCAUGUGGACGUAUGAGGAGUCGCUGAAACUACUGCAGAAAAUGGACGCAGAUGCAGACAAGUAAAGCGCUCGCUCUUACAUGUGGGUGUUGUACAGUAUCGAUCUAUCUUUUGGGCCGGCGCAUUACCCGUUUAUGGACAAGACAUAUUAUCAGAUCAACUAGAGUAAUUAAACACAUGGAUUUUGAUAUUCUGAUUCUGUACGAUAAUCCGAAUCGCCCGCGGGGAAAAUUGUGGAAAUGGAAAACAACGCUAGGGAAGCAGGAACGGAAGGGGGUUGUCGCGAGCAGGCGGGAUACAUUGAGUUUUGCGGCAAGAAAUUAGACAAACCAAGAAUCAAAUCAACCAAAGCAGACCAGACGAAGGGCAACCAGGCGAUUAGUAUUCCGGCUCGUCAGCCUCGGGCUCCAGGCUGUCGCUGGCGACUUCCUCGUAGUCCUUCUCCAGAGCGGCCAAGUCCUCGCGCGCCUCGGAGAACUCACCCUCCUCCAUAC
Molecule: messenger RNA, 1350 nt
Organism: Aspergillus steynii IBT 23096
Lineage: Eukaryota; Fungi; Ascomycota; Eurotiomycetes; Eurotiales; Aspergillaceae
Product: thiamine transporter TPC1
Exons: 1
Coding region: 235-921 (228 amino acids)
Biological process (GO): thiamine pyrophosphate transmembrane transport
Cellular component (GO): mitochondrial inner membrane
Molecular function (GO): thiamine transmembrane transporter activity
Source: RefSeq, a predicted model, not a curated record